Molecule: messenger RNA, 4197 nt
Organism: Plodia interpunctella (Indianmeal moth)
Lineage: Eukaryota; Metazoa; Arthropoda; Insecta; Lepidoptera; Pyralidae
Gene: Cnb
Product: Centrobin
Exons: 9
Coding region: 139-2850 (903 amino acids)
Biological process (GO): mitotic cytokinetic process; centrosome separation; centriole replication
Cellular component (GO): centrosome; centriole
Source: RefSeq, a predicted model, not a curated record
AACGGCCGCUCUGUCACUUGGAUGUUAGUUGAUUUUACAAACAAACAUCGGGUCGGCUGAAUUUAUAAUAAUUAGCUGUUAUGACUGUUAUUUUAAUGAUGGCUUUUGAUUAUAACUGUACUAUAGUAAGAUAUUGUGAUGAGUGAAACAGACGAUACAGAUGUGCUACUGCUGAUACCACCAAACUUUUUUCUGGUCCAAACAUCGGAAUCCGAAGACUCGCUUUUAGAUUCCUCUAGAACCGUAGUGCACAAACCUGUCUCGUGCACGGCUCAAGUGCUUGGCAAGCUAGUGGACCAAGUGCACUGUCUGGAAUCUAGGUUAGAAAGUUUGGAACUCAGUGACACUGUUUCCAGCACCGCGUCGCGUUCGAGACGCAAGCUUUGGAAUACGGCAUCAGAAAGCUUUAACAAUUUAAGCUUUGACCGCAAAUCUUCUACUUUCCCUCGAAGACGCCGUCGUAAAACUUCUAAAAGAGAACACAGACGGGAACUCUCUUUGACCAGCCUCGACUCUUGUAGCACCCUGAAACAAGUACCUCAUUUGCAUUUAGAAGAAGAUAACAAUACAAAAAAGACUAAUAUUAAUGACACACUAAGUAUGGAUGGAGAUAUAAGCAGUAUUGUCUCUACUCCUAGUAAAAAUAAUGAUAAGCUGCUUCUGCAUGAGAUAGAUGAAUUCUUGACUAAAGUUGAGGCAUAUGAGAGCCCAGACACAAAAUAUAAAGAACAGGAGACUUCACUUAGCCCAGAGAAUGUAAUCAAAGCUACUAGAGACUAUAUUUCACACAAUUUAGACCCUAAAAAUGCUGACAGAGUCAAAUUACCAAGUGGAAGAAUUGUGUCAAGUGAUAUCCUGGAUAAAUACAUUUAUUUAGUUAAAAGUAAUCCUGGAUCAACUGUGUCUCAGUCUGACAAACCAUUGACCACAUGUUCCCAGAAUUAUCAACAGAAUGAUGAAGUGGAACAGACUCCAAUAUCUAAAGAACCUAGUAAAGUUGAAACUAAAUCUCCUAGUAUUCGCAGACUAAAUUUUUCUGAAACAAAAGAUGUCCAACCUACCUCUACCCCUAAAAGAAUGCCGCAAAGUUCAAGCUAUUUGGAUACAUUUAGACCAUCAUCAAACAAGAUAUAUGACCGAGCAUCCAAAGUUUUGGAGCAAUACAAAUCUAACUACAGUCGUACAACAACAGACAGUUACUUGCAAUCUCCUAAAAAGGAGGAAUUCAAAAUGCCACAAAUGAGACCUUAUGUGUCAGAACAUAAGGAAGGUCUGAAGUUAGCUGCUUUGCAGAAUAAGUUGGUUGAAACUAUUGAUACAGAUCUGUUGAGUUUGAGUGAGCUUUGGGGGGAAAAAGGAGAUAGGACAGAGAGAGGAGAGACUUUGAAACUGGAAGAGGAGAGGUUGAAAAGAGAACACUGUGAAGCCAUGAUCCAACAGUUACAAAAGAAGAUCCUGGAUCAACAGGAGAAGCUGGCAGUUGCGCUCAAAGUGGACCGAGCCAAAGACUCCGCAAUAACUAAGCUAAGGGAAGCCUGGCUCAAAAUUACCGGAAGCCUGGACAAAGCUGAGGAGAGACACCGGACGGCAUUGGAGAAGAUGGUACGGGAGGUGGACAACUUUAAAAUGGUUGCUGGGGAAGCGCAAAAGAAAACCAACCAUUUUGAAGCUGAACUCUACAAAGCAUUGGAUCUGGCCCACGACUACCAGGAGAAAUGUAAGCAACUCAACUUGGAAAUCAAAGAGUUGCAGGGGAAGAUGGAGAGACAAUUGGCUAAAGAACAAGAAGUCGUUGCCAGUAAGGAUAAAGAGAUAGGCAUGUUGAAAGAGAAUUAUGAGACGAUUAUGAGGCUUAAUAAACAGUCUACUGACUGUGUGAAGAAUUUAGAGGAAGCUUUGGAGAAGGAAAAAUCCGAGCAUGAAUCUACAAAAAAUAAAGCCUCUGAGCUGAGCCACAAGUUACAAUCAUUCCAUGAAGAGACAUCACUGACCGUGCAGGAGAGGGACCUGCUGAAAGGGAAGGUGAAUGAGGAGAGAGCGAGAUGCAGCAUGCUCGAGCGACAGUUGAGUGACAAGCAUAGUUUGAGUGAAGAUUUAUUGAAGAAAUGUGAAACCCUGGAAAACGAAGUGAAAUCCCUGAACAAACUGCUGGAGCUGCAAAAGAACGAGCUGAAGCUGCACUACCAGAAGCAGCUGGAGGACGCCGUGCUGGGCAAGCUGCAGGAGUUCCAGCAGCAGCUGGACCGCGCGGAGAGGGAGAUGGAGAUGGACAACGCCAGCAAGCACAGGGACGUGCUGGACGCUUGCGGCAAGCAGGUGCAGAGGAUACAGGAACAACACAAAUUGGAGAUAAAUGUUCUAGAAGAGAAGCAGAAGGAAGAAAUUAAUCUGUACAGGCUUCAACUGGCGCAGGCCAGCGAGAAGAUCGGCUUGCUUGAGAGCAAGUUGGACUCGUACCGGCGCCGGCGCGGCCAAAUCGCUUCGCAGCUGCACGGCGUCAUGGAGUCUCAGUGGAGGCAGGCUUUACUCAUACUGACCAACGGGAAUCCCAACACUUCCUCAUUGGACCUCACCAGGGCUGAGAGCGUGGCGACGCCGCUGCCGACGGACCUGGCGCCGCCGAAGCUGCCGCCGGCGGCGCCGCCGCUGUGCGCCGCGCGCGCUGACAAGUUCAACUUCGAGGGCUUGAGCGACAACGAAUUGCAGCAGUACGUCAAACUGCUGCUAACGAAGCCCCCCAACUUAGAGGGCGGGGGCGACACGCGGCCGGAGGAGCCCACCAGCGACCGCCCCGAGCGCCGCGACAAGAGGAGGAGUCUCAAUAGCAGUAAACCGCCCUGGAAGGCCUAGCUCACGACUGUAUUAGUAUGGAUAUAAUUUUAUCAUUUUGUUUAUUAUAGACAACUCUCGCAAUAUGUAAUGAAUUAUCAAAGAAGGAAUCUCACUGCACUUUCUAAUUUAUUCUUAGGAUAUCUAGGCCCAUGUUGUAAUGUAAAAGUUUAUAACUACAUAAUGGUUACGUUAACUUAGACCUUCGGCACAAGUUCAGAUUUAAGAGACAACAGAAAGGUUGUCUCUUUAAUCAGAAAAAAGACGCUCAACGGCCGAGGAAGAAACCGGGAAAACGCUCAGGUGUGAGAGAGAGAAAGAGUAAGAAACGAAACAAGACUGCCUUAUUUUUCUAUUAAAUAUGUGCAUCGUUCUUGACUCUAGAUUGCUCACGCGGCAGGUGUAGCCAGUCUUAUGGACAAAAUGGCGCGAGACGUUAAUAUCAAAUGUAUGUGUUUUGUAGCUUUGACAAUACACACACAACUACAACGCUACCAUUGUCGCAUCGUAUCGCGUCGCGAAUUUUCGCAAGGGGCAAUACUAAACAGGGUGACAUUUGCAAUAUUUUGUCUACAUGUUCAGUCCAUGAUUCUGAACAACUUUUAGUAUGGGAGUAAAUCCGAAAUCGUGAAAAAAAAAUCAACUGUUCUAUACAAAAAAUAUAUGGAUCAGUAAUAAUUUUUUUUUUUCGAGAUUUCAAGGUUGCUUCCAUACGAAAAGUUAUUCAGUACUGUCGACUGAGCGUGUAGAUAAAAUAAUACCAAUGCAUAAGAAAUCACCCUGUAUAAGGAUAGAUGAUACUGGACAGACGCUCAUGCAUGGCCAGUGGAAGUGACGUGUAUUUUGGUGGAAGAUGAGUGCGCGAUUGGAUCGCGCCUGCAAUUAUUAAUUUUAAUGAAAUUAGAUAAUGGGAUAUAAGAAACAACUAUGUGCUUUAAGUUCUGUAAGUAAUUUUUCAGUGUUUAUUUUUUAACGAUCGAUGUUUGAGACAUUCCAUAGUUAUUGAUUGCUAUGUUCAAGAAUUAUCUUUAUUUUACUAGAAUAUGUGGAUAUUACAAUGCCCAUAUAUAUUUUCAUAUGAUUGUUAUUUAUAAUCUCCAUAUUAAGUUUUCGUUUAGUUAUCUAUUUUAGAAUAUGUAAUUUAUAGAAUAAAAGAUUGGUUUAUUUUGUAUAGGUUGUCAAGAAAGUCAUAACACAAACGUGCCACAUUAUUGCCAAAUGGCAACUUUGAAUAAGGUGUUGCCAAUAAAAAUAACUUAGGAAAAUAUUUUAGUGGAUUUCUUCAUAGACUGAGACAACACAAAACGAAAUACGAUAUUUUAUUAAUAUAACGAUUUAUUGAUGGUACAUAAAUGCGAGUUAAAAAUA